AUGGGCCGGCUCCCUACUCCCCUGUUCUUCUUUCUCUGUUCGAUCCUUUCUUCUCAUUUCUCUCCCUCUAUUGGAGGUGACACCCUAACCCCAGCCCAACCCCUCGCCGACGGUCAUGAGUUGAUCUCUGCUGGAGAAAGAUUUGUCUUAGGCUUCUUCAGCCCUGUCAAUAUUAACAGUCGUUAUGUUGGCAUAUGGUACAAGGUCUCACCUUCUACCGUCGUGUGGGUUGCCAACCGCCAGCACCCAAUCUCCGAGCGCAACGGCAGCCUAUCGAUCGACACCAAUGGAACUCUCAUCAUCACCGACCAUAAUUCUAAACCCAUCUGGUCCUCAGGCUCAUCGGGCCUCACCAAUCCAGUUGCACAACUCUUAGACGACGGGAAUUUCAUCAUUAAAGAGGCUAAUGGUGACGGUAAUGUUCCAAGGAGCUUUGCAUGGCAGAGCUUCGACUAUCCAACCGACACUCUGCUCCCAGGAAUGAAGUUGGGGUGGAACAUAACGAGUGGCUUCAACCGUAAUCUCACAUCAUGGAUUAGUCCUAGUGACCCAACGCCGGGCUCCUACUCCAUGGUUUUGGAUGUCCAUGGUGACCCCCAGGUAAUCGUGUGGAAAGGCUCAGACAAGCAGGGGCGCACAGGGCCAUGGAACGGGCAAACAUUUAGUGGCAUGCCGGAUUUUAGCCCUGACUUCGUACUGGACUUUGUCAUGAACAACGAGGAGGUCUUCUACAUGAACAACACCACCAACACGUCGAUCAUCGGGAGGCUUCUUCUGUACUACACCGGUGUGGUCGUACGCCUUGUUUGGGAUGAUGCCACCCAAAUGUGGAGCACCUUCGCGUUAGAGCCGAAGGACACAUGUGAUAUGUGGUCACAAUGCGGGUCUUAUGGGGUUUGUAACUAUGACAACUCACCGAUAUGUAGUUGCUUGCAGGGGUUUAAGCUUAGGUCGUCGAGAAAUUCAGAUUUUAGAGAUGGAUGUACGAGGAUGACGGAGCUAGACUGUCAGAACGGGACGGAUGGUUUUGUGACAGUAAAAGAAGUAAAGCUGCCGGACACAUCGAGAUCAACGGUGGAUAGGAGCAUCAGACUGCAUGAGUGUAGGAAUUCGUGCUUGAGGAAUUGUUCAUGCACCGCCUAUGCGAGUGCUGAUAUCAAUGGAACCGGCUGCGUAAUUUGGACAACGGAGCUCACUGAUAUUAGUGCGCAUUCCUUUCUUGGACAAGAUCUCUAUGUCCGACUAGCGGCGGCCGAUCUAGAUCCAACCCAAUCCGAUUGGAUUGGUACCACGGUUGGGAUUGUGGUGGGCUCUGUUUUGGGGCCUCUAUUGGUUGCUUCAGUGGGUGUUUGCAUUUGGAUAAAGAGAAGGAGAAGAACAGGUAAAGCUAGUGCCAUUUCCUUCGCUAGUCACCGCAAACAAAAGGAAAGCAAGGACUGGGAGCUUCCUUUAUUUGAUUUGGGAACAAUAAUUGCUGCGAUCAACAACUUCUCAAUCGAAAACAAGCUUGGACGGGGUGGCUUCGGCCCCGUGUACAAGGGAAAGCUUGGGGAGGAGCAAGAAAUAGCAGUGAAGAGGCUUUCAAAGACAUCGGCACAAGGCACUGAUGAAUUCAUGAAUGAAGUGACGCUGAUUGCCAAGCUUCAGCACCGAAAUCUAGUUCGGCUUCUAGGUUGCUGCACUCAAGGAGAGGAAAGGAUGCUGGUAUAUGAAUACAUGCCUAAUAAAAGCUUGGACGCCUUCCUAUUUGAUAAAGAUAGAGGUGUAUUAUUGGAUUGGCAAACCCGCUACAACAUUAUAGAAGGGAUUGCUCAAGGUCUUCUCUACCUGCAUCGAGAUUCUAGACUUAGAAUUAUUCACAGGGAUCUCAAAGCUAGCAAUGUUCUUCUUGAUAAAGAUAUGAAUCCAAAGAUAUCAGACUUUGGCUUGGCAAGAAUAUUCAGAGGGGAUGAGAUAGCAAUAAAUACUCGAAGAGUUGUAGGGACGUAUGGAUACAUGUCUCCAGAGUAUGCGAUGGAUGGUGUCUUCUCCGUGAAAUCUGAUGUUUUUAGCUUUGGUGUCUUAGUGCUUGAAAUCAUUAGUGGCAAAAAGAACAGGGGGGUUUCUGUAUCCGAGCACGAAGGAAACCUUCUAGCACAUGCAUGGAGUUUAUGGACGGAAGGUAAUGCCUCGGAACUAAUAGAUAAAUCAAUCAGCAACUCGACUUCCAUGGUUGAAGCCGUGAACUGUAUAAAGGUUGGGUUAUUGUGUGUUCAAGAAAGUCCAAGAGACAGACCGACGAUGUCCUCCGUGGUACUGAUGUUGGGUAGCAGGAAUGCAUCCUUGUCAGAUCCAAAACAUCCUGGCUUUUUCCAAAUGAGAGCACGCUCUGAAAUCGAGUCAUCAAAAGGCAAGACAGACUCAGCAAGUAUAAAUGAAUUAUCAUUGACAACAGUUGAAGGUCGAUAAUUAAUAGAUCG
Molecule: messenger RNA, 2459 nt
Organism: Elaeis guineensis (African oil palm)
Lineage: Eukaryota; Viridiplantae; Streptophyta; Magnoliopsida; Arecales; Arecaceae
Source: RefSeq, a predicted model, not a curated record